Molecule: messenger RNA, 3883 nt
Organism: Branchiostoma floridae (Florida lancelet)
Lineage: Eukaryota; Metazoa; Chordata; Leptocardii; Amphioxiformes; Branchiostomatidae
Exons: 17
Coding region: 20-3715 (1231 amino acids)
Molecular function (GO): metalloendopeptidase activity; zinc ion binding
Source: RefSeq, a predicted model, not a curated record
UGCACUAGAGAAACCAGCCAUGGGGAUGACUGUGGUGAUUGUGGUCUUAGCUGUGCUCAUGCCGCUACAACAAGCGUCGGGACAGACAACAGACCAGGGCGAAGAGGAUGCCACUAUGCAGGCUGUAGAGUUUGUGGAGAGGGAACUCGGGAUAUCGGAGCAGCAGUCCGCAGGAGAGGCUCCGGAGCAGACUUCAGGAGAGACAGCUACCCUGACGGUACCCUGGCCCUGCCAACAGAGUAUACGGGAAAGGCUGGUGUGUGUCCGGGAGGCUGGAGCGACUCAGUUGGACGAGCUCCAGGCAAACCUGACCAAGCUCCAGGGAACAGUGGCUCAUCAGGACGCUAAGAUUGCCGACUUGACAGCAAGACUCCAACUUCUUGAACAAGGUAACAACAAGCCAGCAUCCUGCUCCGAAGCGAAGUCCCAGAACCCCGAGGCCGGUGACGGCGAGUACACACUUUACCCCUUUUCAACGAACAAGGAUGUAUCCCUCCGCGUCUAUUGCCACGGCAUGGCAUCAGGGAACCCAAAGGAGUUCCUGUCCCUCCCAGCCGGUCCUGACUACAACUACGCCACUGUCGUUUCCGAUCGACUCGUCGACUCAAGUCAAUGGCACUGCACCGGCCCGCUACAGGACCCGUAUGCCUCCCGUGCCGGGACCACGAAGUUCAGCAAACUUAGAAUCCAGUUUGAUGCGUCCAAGGUUGAGGUUAUCCGAGAUGACUACACCUUUGCCCAAACCACUGGGCCCAACGAUGUAGAUUACGGGCACGCAGGUGACUGCUAUUCAGCUAACCAGGAGUGUGCGAAGGGAACGUUCAGGGUCAACCUGACCGGGACGGACCUCGCGCUGGCACCAAAGGUUCACUGGGUCAUGGAGGAGCGUUAUCCGGAGUCUCUCACCAUCAACGACAUGUUCAUCUCCGAGGAUAGGAAGGUUGCCUCUGCCCGCUGUGGUGGAUGGUGCGGCCACUGCUGGCCCGCGGGAAAGAAAAUGCAUCUGACCAAGGAGGUGACAUACCCUCAAGCGUCCUGUCCGCAAAACGACAGUCUCGUACUACCCAGUGGUAAGACGUACUACGCCGGUGAAAACAGCUCGACCUAUAGCAGUGCACAGGAGGACUGCGGGCGACGAGGCGGCAUCGUUGCGAUACCAAGGGACGACGAGGAACAACGGGGCCUGGUGUUUCUAAAGAACUGCGUCAACAGUGGCGAUCAAUUCUGGCUUGGGAUAGAGAAGACUGCGGGUACUUGGAAAGACAGCAGGGGCACGUCACUGGGCAGUUUUACGAGCUGGGCACCCGGAGAGCCAGACGAUUUCGACAACGGUUUCAGCUGUGCGCACGUCGUCUUCGGGGAUAAAGUGGGGGAACGUCGAGACAACUGGGCAGACGCACACUGCGGCGCACACUACCGCUACGUCUGUGAGAUAGAAGAUGGCUUAGUUACAGGGGAAGUGAACCUGGCUCUUGGUAAGACAGCAACGCAGAGUUCCGACUACGUUCACUUGGAGGAAGCCUUGGGGGCCGGAAAGGCUGUUGACGGUUCCAGAGCGACCGAUAUUGGGCAAGACAAAGCCUGUACUCACACUCAGCGAGACUACCAACCAUGGUGGAAGGUGGACUUGUCACGUACCUACACAGUCCAGAGGGUCAGCAUCCUUAAUAGGGGCGACUGCUGUGGAGAAAGAUUGAAGGACUUCGCGGUUCGGGUCGGCCCGAAUGAGGACUUUUCCCUGAAUGGUCAGUGCGGGGAGACGUACACGGACACACCGACCGAUGGACAGACUAUCGUGGUGUACUGCAACCCACCGAUAUCCGGCCGUUAUGUCUCCGUACAGCUGAUGGGACGGGAAGACUACUUAUCACUGUGUGAGGUGGAGGUGUAUGCUGAGACAGGUGAUGAUGAUGUUCGUCCAUCAGAAGUCGAUGAGGACCUUGACAUUAGUUCUGAGACAGUUGAUUGGCUUGCACGGGAUUCGUCAUGGGUUGUGGACUACACCGGCGGAGGUGUUGCCGCACAAGCCCUGGAUGGGGACGAUGCAACAUUCUGGAACCCCCAUGGUGUGGAACGGUACCUUAAUAACUGGUACAUUGCACUGGACCUAACAGCGCCCGCAACCCUAACACGCAUCGCAAUCGACCAAUACGGAGACACCCGGCAUGACAUUGCAGCCUUCAAGUUGCAAACAUCGCAGGUAGGGAGUCCGUACGACUGGAAGGACGUCGCGUCCUUUACCAACGUGCAGGGAGGGACGGACGGGCGGCAGGAGUUCGGCGGUUUUCAGGGAACAGCGCGGUACUGGAGGUUCGUGGUCACUGAGACCCACAAGGGCUUUCAGCCAUGGCUCAGAGAACUGAACUUCUACGGAGUCCCACCAGCAUCUUCCUGGUCAGCCUCCUCCCAGUAUGAUUCACGUCACUCAGCUGAUCGCGCUGACAUCAACUCUCGCGAGACUUCAGAUAAAGCCGGCGCAUGGGCAGCAGUAACCAACGACCAGGACCAAUGGCUGAUGAGGGAUCUGGGUGAGGUGAAAGUCGUGACAGGCGUCAUCACCAAAGGCAGGGACUACAGCCCUGAUUGGCCGCAUGAGCCACAUGACCAAUACGUCACUUCUUACGUCAUUUCAUACGGCGUGGAAAACGGCGAUGAGAAGUUCUACACCAAUGCGAAAGACGAGAUUACUGUUUUCGCAGGGAACUCAGAUCGUGAUGGGGAGGUCCAUCAUGACUUCAGGAACUACAGCGGUCCCGACACUCUCACGGCGCGCUUCGUCAAAAUCCACCCCCGAACCUGGCAUCAGCAUAUCUCUAUGCGGGCGAAGAUCAUAACUUCUGCAUCUUCCUGGUCAGCCUCCUCCCAGUUUGAUUCACGUCACUCAGCUGAUCGCGCUGACAUCAACUCUCGCGAGACUUCAGAUAAAGCCGGCGCAUGGGCAGCAGUAACCAACGACCAGGACCAAUGGCUGAUGAGGGAUCUGGGUGAGGUGAAAGCCGUGACAGGCGUCAUCACCAAAGGCAGGGACUACAGCCCUGAUUGGCCGCAUGAGCCACAUGACCAAUACGUCACCUCAUACGUCAUUUCAUACGGCGUGGAAAACGGCGAUGAGAAGUUCUACACCAAUGCGGAAGACAAGAUUACAGUUUUUGCAGGGAACUCAGAUCGUGAUGGGGAGGUCCACCAUGACUUUAGUAACUACAGCGGUCCCGACACUCUCAGGGCGCGCUUCGUCAAAAUCCAUCCCCGAACCUGGCAUCAGCAUAUCUCCAUGCGGGCGAAGAUCAUAACUUCUGUCUGUCCCAGCGGUUACGUACCGUUCCGAGAUGGAGACAGAUGCUUCAACUUCUCCAUCGGCCAGAAGAACUACACCGACGCCAGGUCGGCCUGCCAGGCUGCCGGCGGGCAUCUGGCUAUGCCUAAGGACCAGGCAACAAACGACUUCCUGGUCAACCAGAUCCGCGGCAGGUACCCCAAUGGCUCGGACGUCUGGUUCGGCCUGACAGACCAGGCAGAUGAGGGAAGCUUCCUGUGGGAAGACGGGACGCCGCUCGUCGGCUGGACUGACUGGUGCACAGAACAACCUGACGACUAUGAAACUGGCGAGGACUGUGUUGAGUGGUGGGAUAGUUGUGACUACAAGUGGAACGAUGUUCCAUGCACUGUUAGUCGGUAUUACGUGUGUGAAGCCGGUGCAAUUGCACCCGGUCCCUAGGCAGACACACGCCGUGUAAAGUGAGUGUAAUGUUCCAAACCGAAAGAGGUUUAGCACGACUUACAAGAAAUUCGAGAGUGGUUCCAGCAUGCAUUGUUGGUGUGGAGGCGUUUGUUUAAUUAUGUGGUAGUCAUUCUACUUGUCUAUCCAUCCCAGUACAUGUGGGAC